AUGAUUAGGGACGCCUUUCUUGGAUCGGUUUCCAAUCAACUACUGACAACUACCCUGCACUGUCUGCAGUUGUUUCUAUUCCACGUUGUUCUUCGUCGACCGGAACUUGGCUACAGCGUCGCCCAGAAAUUGCCUCCUCUUGAUCAAUUUGUGAAAGACUUUGUUCUCUGCAUGGUAGCACGGGAGAUCAUCUACUACUAUUCUCAUCGGCUCCUACAUCACCCAUUUUUCUACACGCGAUUUCACCGGCAGCAUCAUCGAUUCCGCGUCCCGGUAGCUAUGGCGACUUUGUAUGCGCACCCUGUUGAGCAUAUUGUCACCAACAUUCUCCCAAUCGCUUGGCCUGCACGUCUCUUCAACGUUCAUAUUGUGACACUGUGGGCUUUUGUUGGAGCUGUGGGUCUCAAGGCCGCCCUCGCCCAUAGCGGAUACCGGCUAUGGGAGACACCUGAUGGGUGGAAGCCCGAGGUACAUGACUUGCAUCACGAGUUGAUGACUGUGAACUAUGGGUUGAUUGGCUUGAUGGAUCGAGUUCAUGGAACCCGUGCAACUGAGAAGCCAAAAAGACGCUAG
This is a messenger RNA of Penicillium oxalicum, 573 nucleotides long. RefSeq names its product sterol desaturase family protein. The record is from RefSeq and is a predicted model, not a curated record. NCBI's taxonomy places the organism in Eukaryota, Fungi, Ascomycota, Eurotiomycetes, Eurotiales, Aspergillaceae. The coding region runs from base 1 to 573 and encodes 190 amino acids. Gene Ontology annotation, molecular function: iron ion binding; C-4 methylsterol oxidase activity. The transcript has a single exon. Gene Ontology annotation, biological process: ergosterol biosynthetic process.